This is a messenger RNA of Manihot esculenta (cassava), 1902 nucleotides long. RefSeq names its product protein BIG GRAIN 1-like B. The record is from RefSeq and is a predicted model, not a curated record. Gene Ontology annotation, biological process: auxin-activated signaling pathway. The coding region runs from base 473 to 1798 and encodes 441 amino acids. Lineage: Eukaryota; Viridiplantae; Streptophyta; Magnoliopsida; Malpighiales; Euphorbiaceae. The transcript has a single exon.
GAAACAAGCACAGAGAAACUCACUCAGCUUUCUCUCUCUCUCUCUCUCUCUUUCUACCAUCUUCUCUUCUCCUCCUUCUCAGGCGUGGCUUUUGGCUUUCAUUACCAUCUCUCUUUUUUCUCUCUGAGGCCAGCAUCAAACACCCAUCAAUGAACAUGUCUGCUUAUCUCUUUCCUCCUCUUUUAUAUGUUCAUGGUGAGAGCAAAAGGACAAGAGAUCGAUCCCGUCUGUUUUGUCUUGGUUUCUCUUCCUCAUAAUCAUAAUCAUUCUAGAUCGAUCCCGUCUGUUUUGUCUUGGUUUCUCUUCCUCAUAAUCAUAAUCAUUCUUUCUUCCAUUAAUAUCCCACUUUCUUUCUCUUUAAACCAGCUUUUUAAGUACAGGUUUUGAUGCAGCAGACAACAAAUCAUUCCAAACUCACUGUUUGAUACUCUCCUUGUCCAUUUCUAAGUUUGUGAUUUCUAUAAAAACAGACAUGGAUAACUGGGAGAAACCAGUCAGAGAAGAUCGCUUUCGACACAAACAUAGACAAAAUCCUUCUUUUUCUUCCACUCUUCUUGAUGCAAUUUACCGUUCUAUAGAUGAAUCCAACGAUAAAGGAGAAGAAGAGCUGAUUUUCUACAAAGAAACUAUGAGGAAGAAGCAUAGCAACGGUUUCAAAGGAGAUGAAAGGAUUGCAACUCUGCAAAAAGCUUGCAUGAUAGAGAAAUGGAUGGAAGAAAAAGUAAGCUAUGAAAAGGUAGCAGUUCGGAGAAAAUCCGUAGGAGAUUUCGAUAAAAAUGCUCCAAAGGAUUUCGAUCCUAAACCACCUCCUAUGUUACUGAACUCCAGCUCUAGUUCCUCAGAAUCUAGCUGUGGAGGUGGGUUUUCUUCCUCAGAAUCUGAGUCUACUUAUGGUCUCAGCUCAUCAAGAUCAUCAUCAAUUUGCGCCAUGCAAAGGCCUAAGCCUAUUCGAACCAGCGUUUCUGCACGGCCGGAGAGAUACGAAAGAUGUGUAGAUGAAAUUUCUAUGUAUCAUCAUGAGAGAAAAUAUUCAAAUUAUGCACCAACACAAAAGCCAAAACACGAGGGCAGUUUUGGGAAGACGAAAUCCAGAGCCUUAAAGUUUUAUGGCGAUCUCAAGAAGGUAAAGCAGCCUAUUUCACCUGGGGGUCGGCUUGCAAGCUUUCUCAACUCUCUUUUCACUGCGGGAAAUGCUAAGAAAGCCAAGAUUUCAUCUUCGUUGUCGGGGUGUGAGGAAAGAAAAAUUAAGUCUGAGCAGACAUCGAAAUGUUCUUCAACUUCUUCAUUUUCAAGGUCUUGCUUAAGCAAGACUUCUUCCGCUAGAGGGAAUAAAUUGAGCAAUGGAACAAAAAGGUCUGUGAGGUUCUACCCAGUUAGUGUGAUUGUGGAUGAGGAUUCUAGACCUUGCGGACACAAAAGUCUCUAUGCAAAUCAUGAAGAGACUUCAAUGGCAGUCACUUCUACAAGAAAUCUCGCAAAUGAAGAGCUCAAGUUACAUGUCAUGAACGAAAGUCGCAGGGUUGAGAAAGUUGCAAGGGAUCUCUUAAAGAACUAUCAGAAGAAGCAAGAGGAGUUUGCUGCAAGAGAACUUUUUUGCAACGGAAAUGGAGAGUCUAGUGCAGAAGAAGAAGAAGAAGAUGAUGAUGAUGAAGAAGUAGCAAGUUGUGCAAGUUCUGAUUUGUUUGAAUUGGAUAAUCUUUCUGCUAUUGGGAUUGAAAGGUAUCGUGAAGAAUUGCCUGUGUAUGAAACAACACAUCUUGAUAAGAAUCGAGUCAUUGCUAAUGGCAUAAUUCUGUAAUUCCCAGUAACGGGAAACAAGAAAAAGAAAAAAUUUUUAAUUAGCUUUAUUAAUGAAUGGUGUGGGGGUUUACAUCAGAGAAUAAGAUGUCUCAUCUUUGUUUA